GAAAGACAGUCUCAAAUCAAGGACCUGCCAGCAAUGGCUGUGACAGAUGUUUUCUGCCACAAGUCACCUUUGUCUGACCUCACACACCAGUUAAAGAACUCUGAAGUGGAUGAGUCGUCCUCUCUGCCUCCAUCCUCACUAGCCCGCCCACCCUUGUCUCUCUCCCUAACCUCCUCAUUCUCCUCAGAAGCUCACAAACCAGGAUCCCUGCUGCUGCUGAGAGCCGCCCAGCCCAGCCGGUGCUGCCAGCUCCACACAGGAUGGCCUGCUCCGUACAUCUGGUCCUCUUCCUCACCAUCUUGCUGAGCCUGGCAGAAACACCGGAAUCUGCACCUGCUCACAGGGGACGAGGAGGCUGGACCCUCAAUAGUGCUGGUUACCUCCUGGGUCCUGUCCUCCCCCUUUCCUCCAAGGCUGACCAGGGCAGGAAGAGAAACUCAGCUCUUGAGAUCCUAGACCUGUGGAAGAUCAUUGAUGGACUUCCAUAUUCCCACUCUCCAAGGAUGACCAAAAGGACAAUGGGAGAAACGUUUGUCAAAGCGAAGACUGGAGAUCUGCACAUACUGGACAAGAAUGUUCCCAAGGAAGAAGCCACCCUGGACUCAGAGAGUUAGCCAUACCUCACUCUUCCUUCAUUUCCAGCUCA
Messenger RNA from Mus caroli (Ryukyu mouse), 646 nucleotides. It is a transcript of the gene Galp, whose product is annotated as galanin like peptide. Gene Ontology annotation, cellular component: extracellular region. The record is from RefSeq and is a predicted model, not a curated record. Gene Ontology annotation, biological process: behavioral response to starvation; defense response to Gram-negative bacterium; antimicrobial humoral immune response mediated by antimicrobial peptide. Lineage: Eukaryota; Metazoa; Chordata; Mammalia; Rodentia; Muridae. Gene Ontology annotation, molecular function: hormone activity.